AUGGUUCAAUUAGUCGAAGUUGAUGAUGAGCAUUUCCAGCAGCGGCCUGCUGGGGCCGUCGACGAGGAAGAGGAUUUCACCGAUACUGACUCGGAAAUUUCUACCGACUCUGACUACGAUCCUAGCCGUGAGACUUUUGGCGAGCGGCUCUACGCCCUGCGCGAUAUCAUCCCACCCACUACCCGCGGUUGGUUCUACAGCAAAUUCCAAUUUGGCGACCGGGUUGUGCGUACAACGCUUACUUUCCUUGGUCGCGCCGCCUGGACAAUCUCUGUGAGCGCCUUGCUUGUUGGCGUUCCCUUCGCACUCUCUUGGGCCGAGGAGCAGAAUAUCCUGGCCAUGGAGCAAGAGCAACGGAUGCGUGAAAUGGGCAGCGAGCUGCUAACAGCCGGCUCAGGCGAGGGCCCGGAAGGCGGCGAUACCGCCUCUCAAGUCGGUGCCGCACUUGGCGGUUCUGGCGCACGGCCAGCGCUGUGA
Sporothrix brasiliensis 5110 is the source of this 477-nucleotide messenger RNA. RefSeq names its product mitochondrial import receptor subunit tom-22. Bases 1 to 477 code for a protein of 158 amino acids. The transcript has 2 exons. The record is from RefSeq and is a predicted model, not a curated record. Lineage: Eukaryota; Fungi; Ascomycota; Sordariomycetes; Ophiostomatales; Ophiostomataceae. Gene Ontology annotation, biological process: intracellular protein transport. Gene Ontology annotation, cellular component: mitochondrial outer membrane.